UCGCCCAGGCUUUUUGAGCCACUUUCAACGUCCAAGUAGCUUUAUAGAGAUUUGUCCUAAAGGAUUCUUUUCCACCAUGUCAGAGUUCUGGCUAAUUUCAGCUCCAGGGGAUAAGGCCAAUUUGCUUGCCUGGGACAGAAUGAAUACUGUGACUUCGAAAGCCAACCUGUCCAGGAACAGCAAGUUCACCAUCCCUGACCUCAAGGUAGGAACACUGGAUGCACUGGUUGGCCUCUCAGAUGAGUUGGGAAAACUUGAUAGCUUUGCUGAAAGUGUAAUAAAGAAAAUUGCCCAAUAUAUUGGAGAAGUUCUAGAAGAUUCGAAAGAUAAAGUACAGGAAAACCUGCUGGCCAAUGGAGUUGAUCUGAUUAGUUAUCUAACAAGGUUUGAAUGGGACAUGGCUAAGUAUCCAAUAAAACAACCCCUGAAGAACGUUUCAGAAGGAUUAGCAAAGCAAAUUACACAAAUCGAAACAGACAUGAAAAGCCGAGCAGCUGCCUACAACAACAUCAAAGGAAACCUUCAGAAUCUGGAAAGAAAAACAGUAGGAAAUCUUUUGACCCGUACUUUAACGGAUAUAGUGAACAAAGAAGACUUUGUGUUGAAUUCCGAAUAUCUCAUCACCCUUCUUGUCGUAGUUCCUAAAUCAAGCUAUGUGCAAUGGCAAAAAACAUAUGAAUUACUCUCAAAUAUGGUGGUUCCUCGCUCUACAAAGAUGAUCGCUGAAGAUGCAGAGGGAGGUCUUUUCACGGUCACCCUGUUCCGAAAAGUGAUUGAUGACUUUAAGGCCAAAGCCAGAGAGAACAAGUUCAUGGUGCGGGAAUUUUAUUUUGAUGAAAAUGAACUGAAGUGCGAAAAGGAUGAAAUGAGGAAGCUAGCUUCUGAUAAGAAGCAACAGUAUGGUCCUCUGUUGAGAUGGUUGAAGGUGAACUUCAGUGAAGCAUUUGUGGCUUGGAUUCAUAUAAAGGCACUAAGAGUUUUCUCAGAAUCUGUCCUCAGGUAUGGAUUACCAGUGAACUUCCAGGCAAUGCUACUUCAGCCUAAUAAGAAAUCUACCAAGAGGUUGAGAGAAGUUCUAAAUGCAGUCUUCAAGCAUCUGGACGAAGUAGCAGCAGCCAGCACGAUGGAUACUUCAGUCGAUAUUCCUGGCUUACAGCUAAGCAAUCAAGACUACUACCCCUAUGUCUAUUUCAGGAUUGACCUCAGCCUUCUCGAUUGCAGCUAAAAUAUGCUGGACUAAGUGUGACUUGUUUUUCAGUAUUGUAGCAUUUCAUUGUGAGUGAAGUGUCAUCAUCUCAAGCUGUUUUUAAGGCAAACAUAAUAGGAGUGUGGCCCUUUCAAUGAAGAAAGGGCAAGUAAUUUUAAGCAAGUGUUAAUUGUAGUUUCUAGAUUUGGCUUGACUAUACAGCAGUUUGAUUGCCUUCUUCCAAUUUGAGAGUUAAAAGAUACUGGAAGCUUUCUCUGAUUGUAUUAGAAAACAUGCUUCACAAGGCAUUUGUGUUAUAGUUGUAUUUAUUCUGUUGUAAUUACAAAAAAAACCCCUUAUCAACUAGGGUUUUAAAUAAAAUUGAAAGGUAUCUGGUGGUUAAGACAGCAUAUCCUCGAGUCAUAAAUCUGUAAUUUAUUUAAUGUAUUGAUUCAGUCAACACAGCAGUUACACACUAAAAUAGAAGGGAGAAAUACUUUGAGAAGUUUGUCUUAAUCUAACUGGUUGCUUCAGUUUAGCUUGUCACAAAAAUCCAGACAGAAAAUUUUUCUCCUUUGCCUGAGUGAAAUAUGCCCCGCCCCCAAAUGAGCAUAUGGCCCACUGCAGACAUAAUACAGAACUUGAAAUCUCAUUUUAUCAGUUUGUUGAAAGCAGUAUGGCUCUUCAUCCAUCUUGAAUUUAAUUAAAAUCAGAUUAGAAUAGCAGUACUUCUCUCAUAGCCACCAUUUGUUGGCAACGUUACAGUAUAUCCUUUGAGGAGCAUUGAAGUCCAACAAAUGGCUACGAUGAUGUUGGAGCAAACCGGUCCCUAGAGAAAAGGUGAGCCUUUUUUAAAAGGAAGAGAAAUAUUGUCUAAUGUUCUUGUGGCAGGAAAAUUUAAUACUGGCACUGGGAACUUUCUUACAUCCUUCUAAAGAAAUCAUAUCAUCUUGAUUUGUUAUAGGAACAUUAUAUUUUAUAAUUUAACAUUAUAUUAAAAUUAGCCUGAAAUCAUAAUUCUGGGCUACUUGGAAACAUUCUUCAUCAGAGACAACAGGAACUAGAUGAUGGCUCAGUAUUUUUCUUGAGUACCAUCAAGGAACAUGAGUGCUUAAAAGAUUCCCACUACAACUGACAAGAUGUGCAUCAAGAUAAACCUGCCACAAGUCACCCAGCAAAUACGGCAGCUCUCUCAAUCCUACAGGCUCCAUAAAGAAAAAUAAUUAUUGAAGUUAUUUAGAGAGAAUCCAAGG
Messenger RNA from Python bivittatus (Burmese python), 2439 nucleotides. It is a transcript of the gene ATP6V1C2, whose product is annotated as ATPase H+ transporting V1 subunit C2. Gene Ontology annotation, cellular component: lysosomal membrane; vacuolar proton-transporting V-type ATPase, V1 domain. NCBI's taxonomy places the organism in Eukaryota, Metazoa, Chordata, Lepidosauria, Squamata, Pythonidae. The record is from RefSeq and is a predicted model, not a curated record. Gene Ontology annotation, biological process: proton transmembrane transport. Gene Ontology annotation, molecular function: proton-transporting ATPase activity, rotational mechanism.